Molecule: messenger RNA, 1403 nt
Organism: Athalia rosae (coleseed sawfly)
Lineage: Eukaryota; Metazoa; Arthropoda; Insecta; Hymenoptera; Athaliidae
Exons: 2
Coding region: 1010-1330 (106 amino acids)
Source: RefSeq, a predicted model, not a curated record
GCGCAGCUGGUGAUCAACUGUGUAAUAAUGUCUCUAUUUCGACUCGCCCGUGUUCCUGCGGCAGUUCGGCUAGCUAUACCUAAUAAUUACACGUCACCGAGGCUCUCUUUCGCUGGCUGCGUUGCGUCCGAGCGUCCUCCAAUUACCCGCGAACGCACCUGCUGCCCCUGCUUUGGCUGCCGACCGUGCUUCGUCUUUCUCGCGACUAGCCGAUCGUGAGACAAAUAUAUAUAAAUGUAUAUGCGACGAUUUUCGGGGCAACGAACAAAGUGGAAGAGAAAUUGAUAUCGGGAAAAAAAUAUGAAAAACGAGCAGAGAUAUCCAACGAUCGCAAAAGUCACGGCACCGUGAAGAAACGAUCGUUAUCGGCCACAUCUGGAAGCCAAGUUAAAUUCACUUUCACGUCCUCGAUCCGCUGUAUCGCUGAUGAAAGAAAAAAAAAAACAAAUAAAAUUAUUAUCAACAAUCGAUCCUUCGAUAAUGUCAUGUAAUUUUCGACGAAAGAUUUAUUUGUAACGCGACGUUAUUAGUUUGUAGAAAACUGCCAACGAUUUCAAGCCAAUGUCGUCACCUUGUGAAGAAAAAAAAAAAAAUCCGUCUCCCAAGGGUUGUGAGAAAUAAUUAAAAGAAAACAAUAUAUUUGAAAAGGUAUCCGCGAGUAUAGUAAUUUCAGUUUGUACGAGAAGAAAGAAAAAAAAAGCUCGAAGAAACGAAGAGAGAGGAAAAAAAAAGCGUCACGUCUUGUUUUAACAUAUUUAACGUCGGCACGUUUGUUUAAAGAAAGAAGAGAAAAAAAAAAACCAAAAGUUAUUACGGCCUUACGGCAGCCAUAUUUGUGAAGUAAACUCAACCCGUUCGCUAAUGACAAGUUUCUUGCGUCACAUAUUUAUUUAUAUAUAUAUAUAUAAAGGUGUAGCGGAGUCGUCGCGAUAAAAGUAUUACCGGGCCGUUGCGAGCGAGUCGCGGUCCCUCGGUUGGGGAGCGCGUUCGACGUUGAUCGUAUUAUGGGAUGCGGUGGUUACGGAUAAGUCCGACGGGAUUUUCUACGAGGGAUGAGGAUUUCGUCCCGACGAUGGCGUCGCAGUGUCCCGAACCGAUCGUCGAAGGCGUUUCUCUGGGCAGUAUCGUUAAGUACGUUUUGAGACACACGAGGAUGACGGAAGCCAGCGUUCGUCACGCGGUAACGGAGGUUCUGAAUCUCGGAAUCUCGAUGGGGAGGAUCGGAAAGACGUCGGAGGGAACUUACUUCCUCAUGACGUCCAGCCCUCCCGCAGCCGCUCAAAACAUCAGGGAACCGUGUUUCAGCGACGACAGCAGCGGCAGCGAUUGAAAGAAAAAAAGAACUUGUAAUCGUCCAAUUAUACUCGUCGAAUGAAAAUUGUAAAAUUGUCGAGUACGCGAAA